Glycine soja is the source of this 1572-nucleotide messenger RNA. Its product is annotated as WUSCHEL-related homeobox 1-like. Bases 273 to 1346 code for a protein of 357 amino acids. Gene Ontology annotation, molecular function: DNA-binding transcription factor activity; DNA binding. NCBI's taxonomy places the organism in Eukaryota, Viridiplantae, Streptophyta, Magnoliopsida, Fabales, Fabaceae. Gene Ontology annotation, biological process: plant organ development. The record is from RefSeq and is a predicted model, not a curated record. The transcript has 4 exons.
AGGGAAGGAAGAUAGAGACAGAUAAAGAAAUCUAUUUAAAGCACUCCCACUUUAUAUGCAUAUUAAUUCAACACACCCCUUUCAUUGUUUUAGUAUAUAUUCUCUUUCAUUAAUUAUAAUGCUAUACGUGAAUAUAUAAGCUGAUAAAGCUAGUACAUACGUAGCUUCGUUCUGUGCUAUAUAUAACCUUUUUUCUAUUAUCACCCUUGUGACCACGCAAAAAAAAGGAGGGACCAAAAACCCUAGCCUUUUUGCUCUCAUUGGCUACCAAAAUGUGGAUGAUGGGUUAUGAAGGUGGUGAGUUCAACAUGGUUGAACAUUCACUCAUUACUGGAAGGAAACUCAAGCCUCUCAUGCCAAGGCCAAUGACGACUUCUCUCAACAAUGCACCAACAACAACCACUCCUAGCUUAUCUCAGAUCCAUGGGAAUGACUUCCUUUCACAAUAUCAUUAUCACCAUCUUGAACAAAACAAGAGAGAGUUCAAUGGUGCAGCACCAGUUGUUGUGAGCUCAAGGUGGAAUCCAACCCCAGAGCAACUAAGAGCCCUUGAAGAGUUAUAUAGAAGAGGAACAAGGACACCAUCUGCCGAGCAAAUCCAACACAUCACUGCACAGCUUAGAAGGUUUGGUAACAUUGAAGGGAAGAAUGUGUUCUAUUGGUUUCAGAAUCACAAAGCCAGGGAGAGGCAAAAGCGUCGCCGCCAAAUGGAAUCAGAUGCUGAAACUCCAGAGAAGAAAGAUUUAGCUGCAAGUAGGACAGUGUUUGAAGUUGAACGGACCAAGAACUGGACACCCUCAACAAAUUGCAGUACUAUUGCAGAGGAAUCUGUUUCAACACAAAGGACAGCAAAAGCAGUGGCUGCAGAGAGUAGAACAGAUGGAUGGCUCCUAUUAGAUGAAGGGGAAUUACAACAAAGAAGGAACGUUUUUGAAAGGAAUGCAAGGUGGCAUGUGAUGCAGUUACCUUGUCCUUCUCCUUCUUCUGCACCUGUCACCCACCUCAUAAACACCCCUCCCAAUGCUUCUGUAGCUAGUAGCAUGGCCACUACUACAACCACAGUAACAACAAGAAAAAUGGACCCAAACCUCAUUAAGACACAUGAUCUCAGCUUUUUUAUUUCACCCCAGAGAGAAAACAGUGCUAUCUACUUUAGUGGUAGCAGUAGUACUAGUGAAGAGGAUAAUUGUGUGGAGUCUCAAACCCUUCAACUUUUCCCAUUGAGGAGUGGUGAUGGCAUCAGUGACAACAUGAAGGAUAAUGAGACAGAGAUAUCAGCUUCAGCAAUGAAUGCCAACAACUUGACCCCUGGUCAGUUUUUUGAGUUCCUUCCUAUGAAGGAGUAAUAUCAGAAACGCAUGCUAUGAUUGUAAAAGGAUGGGAGUGUGUUUUGAUUUUGUUAUUUUGUUGGAAAAUGGCACUGCUUUUAUUGUUAGUUGUUAGAUGAUGUUAUGUUUCGAGGAAUUGGUGCUGUAAUAUGAAACUGGCUUUGAAUGAAGGUGUUGCCUUUUACCUUUAACUGCAUUUGGACUAUGAUGGUUGAACCAAAAGGAGAAUUAUUUAAGUAAUUAA